This is a messenger RNA of Necator americanus (New World hookworm), 1167 nucleotides long. RefSeq lists its product as uncharacterized. The transcript has 10 exons. NCBI's taxonomy places the organism in Eukaryota, Metazoa, Nematoda, Chromadorea, Rhabditida, Ancylostomatidae. Gene Ontology annotation, molecular function: G protein-coupled receptor activity. Gene Ontology annotation, cellular component: membrane. The coding region runs from base 1 to 1167 and encodes 388 amino acids. The record is from RefSeq and is a predicted model, not a curated record. Gene Ontology annotation, biological process: G protein-coupled receptor signaling pathway.
AUGGAGAACUACACAACAACGUUCGGUGCAGUAUCGUCAGUAUCGGAUGCAGCAACGUUACCACCAGAAUGUAACGAAGUGGACGACUAUUUUUUAGUGCCACGAUUCUGGUUGGCCGUAGUGUUCGGCGUUACAAUUUCCGUCAUAAGUAUUUUCUUCAACAUCUUCAUCUUUGUCGUAUUCGCAACCAGUAAACAGCACAGGAACUCCUGUAACUUGUAUCUGUUGCUGUUAUCGUUGUUUGACGUUUUUAUGGGAAUAUCCUACAUAGCUGUGCUCUCAAAUAAGGUGCUCAUCAACUGGACGGCCAGCUAUACGCUUAAAGCUAUUUGGGUAGCGUAUAUGGUCCCGAUGUUGACCAUCUCUCAUAUUGCAAUCACAGCUUCCACCUACCUAAUCACUUUUGCGGCUAUAGAAAGGUACUGUAUCACUGUGAACAGCAAUAAGGUGAAAUUUCUACAGAAUCAUCGUAAAAUUAUUGCAUUUAUUGCGGUAAUGUGUGGAGUUAUUAGUAAAGGAACAAUUCUAAAUGAAGUUACUAUCACCACUGAUCCGGAUUGUAUCGGUGGCCUCAAGGAAUGGAAUGUGAUACCAUCCGAACUUGUCAGAAAACAUGAGCUAUUCAACAAAAUUUGGCGUUUUUAUUUUAGGAACAUAUUCACAAUUCUUGCACCGUUCUUCAUUCUACUAUACCUCAACGCUGGUCUCAUCUAUAGGCUGCAAGAACAUUCGAAUUCGCUAAAAACUACUUCGCAGAAUCAGGACAAGCAAAGCGUGAAGCAGAAAAAGGCUCGUAUCCGUGCUGCUACACGUACGCUUGUAAUCGUUGUUUGUACGUAUCUAAUGAGUAACUUACUUUCGGUGGUGAUCACGAUUUGGGAGUAUCUGGACGCUCAAACACUCAUUCAAAAGUAUCUCUCAUUCUAUGUGAUGUCAGUUGAUUCGAUCUCAUUGCUGACAAUUGUCGCCUCAUUUCUUCGCCUUCCCAUCUAUGUCACAUGUCAGCCGCUGCUCAGAAAGGAGAUGAUACAAUUUAUUUCUCAACUCUGGACACGUAAACGAAUGUCCAGAAGGAUGACGUUAAUCGAAAAUUCACAACUAACCGCCGAAUCAAUCCUAAACGUUGAGAACGAAUCGCCAAGCUUUGGGAAGAUUGAAUUUGUCUAA